AUGCUUUACAAAAUAAAGGUAAGUUAUUAUACCAUUUCAAUUAAUAGAUUGUUGUAUUGGAAAUAUAAUAGAUGCAUAUUUUUUUUUUCUUCUUUUGAAAGAAACGAAAAAAAGGAAAGUAAAAAAAUUGAAGAUAAUAAUAGUGAAAAAGAGCAUUUUUCAUUUGAUAAAAAAGUUCAUUAUUUUAAAGAAAAUCUCUUAAAUGACACAAGAGAAAAUGAUAAAUUAACUAAUGUCAUAUUUAAUAAAAUUGUAGAUGAACAUAAAUUAAAUGAAGAAAAAAAAAAAGAUGGUAAAAAAAAAAAAAUUACUGAAGAAAAUAUUACAAUAAAUGAAAACAACAUACAAAUAAAAGAAAAGGAACGUAAAAUAUACAAUACUGAAGUAAAUUGUGAUAAUGCAGAGGACAUGGAAAUAAGUAAAAGUGAAAAUUAUACAUUAACAAAAAAUGAAAUAAUCAUUAGAAAGAAAAAAUUAAUUCCUAUUAAAAAUUCUAAUGAAAAUAAAAAAAACAAUGAGUUAAUUUGUUCAAAGCAAAAUAAUAGCUUUUCCAGUGAAUUAGAUAAAAGAAAUUCAAGAAAAGAAAAGUUACCUAUAAUAAAAAAAGAAAAUGGCAUUAUUGAUUGCACCUUAGAUAAAAACAUAAAUAAUAUUUUAGUAAACCAUAAAGGUAAUAAACUAAUAUUAAAUGAAAAAAAGAAGGAUGAUCAUUUCUAUAAAAUUUUUUUUUCUUCUAAAAAAGUAAAAAUAAUAAAAUCACAAAAUCAUCCUAUUUUUAUUCAUUUAUAUAAGUUAGCUACUGAUAUGAAUUAUAGAGAAAAACAAGAAAAAAUUUUGUUAACAAAUAAAAAAAUCAUACUAGAGAGACAAAAGAAUCAUAUUACUAGAAUUUAUACAAAUAGUAUCAACAACUUAAAAGAUUUUCAUUCUUUUGAUAAUUUUAUAUUGCUAUCGAAUAAAUUACUAAAGAAGUUAUCUUUUCUCUAUUCUUUUAAAAAUGGAGUAUUAGCUGAAAUAUCUCAUAAAUUUCAUUUUGAUAAUGUCGGUUUUCCCUUUUUAGCAUUCUGUUUUUACAACGUUAAUUAUGAAGAUAAAAAGAAAGAAAAAAAAGAAGUUAAACAAGAGCUUUUAGAUAGUAAUUUAAGAAUUAAUUAUCAUUAUAUUAAAAAUAAAAAAGAUACAAGCAAUAUAAAAAAUAAGAAUUUGGGAACAAAUAGUACAGAUUUUAAUGAAAUUAACGUAUUUCAUGAAAAUGAGGACAUAGACAAAAAAAAAAAUAAUGUCAAAAAUAAAAAUGAAGAGAUAUCAUAUAAAGAAGAAGAAAGUUUAGAAUACUUAUGUAAUGGAGAUAUAGGAACUCUAAUAAGAAGUUGCUUUUUGUUAAAAUGGCAAUGCAUAUUUAAUAUUGAUGAUUUAAGUAAAAAAAGAAAAAAAAAAAACAGUUACAAAAAUAAUGACAUAAAAAAUAUUUAUGAUAUUGAUUUUUUUCAUCCAUUAACUUUACGUGCGUCUUCUGGUUAUUUAUUAGAUAUCCCAUAUAAAAGCUCAAAUUUAAAUGAAAUAUAUGAAUAUACAAAGGAAAACAAAAUAUUAUUAUUAAAAUAUAAUAGCAAUAGUGAUUUUUAUAUAAAUUAUAAAAAAAUGUGUUCUGAAGAUGAUAAAAUGUUAAAUUUAUUAAAGAAAUCAAAGGGUGUUUUUCUUAUAAUUGAUAAUUGUAACAAUAUAGAGAAAAAAUAUAAAUUAAUUCAUAAAAAUUACAUUAAUAUUAGUAAUAAUUUACAUUCAGAUGAUAUUUUUGAUAAUAUUUACUAUGUUAAUUUAAAAAAUGAUAGUAAUAAAAAAUUGGAUCUUAUUUCUGUAUAUAGUAUUUUUAUGUACAUAUUAAAAGUAAAUUAUUUUAAACACAUUCCUCAAUCAUCUUAUGUUUAUUUUCAAUAA
This is a messenger RNA of Plasmodium relictum, 1938 nucleotides long. Its product is annotated as conserved Plasmodium protein, unknown function. NCBI's taxonomy places the organism in Eukaryota, Apicomplexa, Aconoidasida, Haemosporida, Plasmodiidae. The coding region runs from base 1 to 1938 and encodes 645 amino acids. The record is from RefSeq and is a predicted model, not a curated record. The transcript has a single exon.